GUUUGAGCGGAUGACGUCAAACCCCGCCGUUGUCGAGACACAAAGCGGCCGCUUGCUGUGGUGGUUGCGUCUUGUCUCGCCGCCUUCGCCCGCGAUGAUGAAGCACGGCGCCCGCUGAACCCCCGUCACGUCGUGGAGCCGAGCCGCUACUGCUGCUGCUACUGCUGCUGCUGAAGGAGGAGGAGGAGGCGGCAUCUCAUUCGUACAAAACAAAUGGCGGCAAACAAAGCCAAGGGGCAGAAUGCGGCCCUGCACAAGGUGAUCAUGGUGGGGAGCGGUGGUGUCGGCAAGUCGGCGCUCACCCUGCAGUUCAUGUAUGACGAGUUUGUGGAGGAUUACGAGCCCACCAAGGCUGACAGCUACCGCAAGAAGGUGGUGCUUGAUGGUGAGGAGGUGCAGAUCGACAUCCUGGACACGGCCGGGCAGGAGGACUACGCCGCCAUCCGAGACAACUACUUCCGCAGCGGCGAGGGAUUUUUGUGCGUCUUCUCCAUCUGUGAGCACGAAUCGUUCGCCGCCACCGUUGAGUUCAGGGAGCAGAUCUUGCGCGUGAAGGAGGACGACAGUGUGCCGUUCCUGCUCGUGGGGAACAAGUCGGACCUGGAGGAGCGACGGCAGGUGUCGUCCGAGGAGGCGCGGGCACGCGCCGAGCAGUGGCGGGUUAGCUACGUCGAGACCUCGGCUAAAACCCGUGCCAACGUCGACAAGGUGUUUUUUGAUCUCAUGCGGGACGUUCGGAAGAGGAAGAUGGACGAGGGGAAGGACAAAAGCGGCAAAGUGAAGCCGAACAAGAGCCUGCUGCAGAGACUGCGAGAGCGGUGCUGCUUGCUGUGAGAAUCCGCAUCGCUGUCGGCCUGACCUUCAAAAGGACGAUUCCAACUAGAAACACGUAGCUCUUAUCUUGUAGAUACCUACUUUGGGUGUGUGUGUGUGUGCUGGGUUUUGCUGAAAUUAGUUUGAUGCUUCAUUCAUGUUUUCAAGUGACUUUCAGAGCUCGCUUAGCAGUCGAGUGAUAUCACCGUUGUAUGACUGCUGUACUCUAUAGUGUCGCUGCAGUGACGUCAACAAAGCACUAUGGUGGCACACUUGAAAGUCAUUUUAAAACUCUUUUUCGCAUUAAUGAAGUUUCAAAUUUUUCUCAGUCAGCCCAGGACAUGCAGUGAAGGUACAAGUGUAUGACAUAAGAGCUAUUCAACUCGUUGGUUUUAUUGUGUUGCAUUUUUCUAUGAACCAUAACCAUGGCCCAUUUCACCAUAUCCCAGCCUCUUCAACCAUGCUCUCAAUGUUUAUCAUUCAUACCCUAAUGAUAACUACUUUAAAUCCACCUCGCCUAGCAAUGCAUACAUUCCAUUGGAGUUAACUAUCCUGGCUGGGAAUCUCACCGACCCUUCUUGGCAAGCCGCGUAAAUAUCAUCUGCAAUUGAUCUCUGUUCUAAUGUCUGCCGAAGCACUCGGUGAGACGCUGACACGAUUGCACAUGAAACCACAUCCUGGCAUAGCUGAGUCCCUCAUUCCAUUCAAGUUACAUUUGUUUAUUAUGAAUAUGCGAUUUUUCUUUUCACAUCACGUAAGGAAUACAAACUGGAAAACAAAUUGGCAAUACACGCUGCAAGCAGAAAUGCACAAACAAAAAUGUGGCUUUUGAAUGCGCCAAUGUUUAUGUAUAGCAGGUUCAUUAUGGUGUGUUCAUGUGACUCUAAGAGCUUAUGGUUGUCUAUUGAGGAGAGGAACAGGUAGCACAUUCCUGCAGUGGCCUCGUCGGCAGCAAAUUGCAUUAAUAGCCUGAUGUAGGUGUAGAGGUGAUAUUUGGGAUUGUGAAAGUGUUCCAAUCCAGAAGGCCUUGUCUCGCCAAUAAUCAAAAGAUCCCCACCACUGAGAUUGGUGGGUUAAGCUUGAGAUUUUUAAAAAGCAAUUCAAGUGGCUUUGAGGAAGUUGUGCAAUGUUUCGGUUGCUCAGCACACCCGGCAAAAUUCGUACUGAGAAAAAUAUCAUUACAGUAAUGCCUUCACAAUGUGAAAUCGCUUCCAAGUUGCUUCAUAUCGCUUGUGAGUGAAUCAUGUAGCCCCGUCAAGGGAACAUCUUUAUGCAUGGAUAUUGAUGUCAUUCUGACCAUAGGAAGCAGCACAUCCAUCUACAGUGCUUUGUGCUGCGUAGGUGCUCUUGUGAUGUUUCUCGUGUAAAAAAGAAAUGGAAAAAUCGCCUGUUGAAAAUGGUCACAAGAAGUGUUCACUGUUUUGUAUUUGUGGGAAGAAGGUAAUUUGCCUUUACUGGAAAGUGGUCUUUUGUAAAAUGCACACCUUGCCUUUUCAUGUUUGUGGGCUCACUCACCUUCAGCCCAAGCAGGCGUGUGACUUGCCUGCUAGUUCAGAAUCUUUAUUUAGAAUCUUUAUUUAGACUGGAAGAAUUCGAUGAGCUAUGAAGCUCUUCUUCAUCAUAUAUACACAAUAUUUAACACCGCGUUGGAUUUUAGAUUCCUUUUUUUUUUUGUUCAUGAACAUACUGUUUAUAAUGCUUUUUCUUCGUGAUUAGUUUUGUGGAUUGAGAGUGAAUAUUUUGGAGCAUUUCUUCAGCAUGUCCAGUCAAUGAACUUCACAGCCCGGUGUGGUGACAAACACUUGAGUCUGGAGACUGCUCGUGCUGUCAAAUGUCCAAAGGACAUUUUAAACGUUUCCCAAACAGUUGACCAAGUUGGUUAAACGGAGCGUGUUAACACUUUGCAAAGUCUUGUGUGCUAGAGUGCCGUUUUGAAUGUUGUUUAAGACCAUCUCUGCAACAGGAAUUGCACUUGUUGAGACUUGUGCAAAUAACUAUGCUUGUGCUUUAUAGUAAUCGUAUGAUAGAAUUAACACAAAUGUGCAAAACAUAAUUAUGCGUGGGUUGUUUUGUGUCAAUCUGUAAUAAGGGGUAUUCCUUGUUGCAUAUCGGAUGACAGUCAAGUCAAAUUGUGUGCUGGAAAGAGCGUGGGACGCUGCUUGUGUCUGUUGCUGACCCCUGAGUUAAUGGUAUAAAUUUGACAUUCUCAUGGUGGAAGAUAGUCUCUAUAGGGCAACCACUGUUGAUUCACAAAGUAGGACUGUACCGUUUUGAUUAACCAAGGAGGGAUGGCACGUUACGUUGACCCUUGAGCAGGAUUUUAAUUCAACGUUUCCGGUUCAGAGUCGAGCCUUCUGUAACUGGGCUUACCUGACAAGAUUGCAACCAAAAUUGUGAACCUGUGGCCAGAUGCUGGUGGUUAGUUUUGAGCACACAUUUACAUGGGUAGCCAGAGGAAGCCGUCUUCUCAUCUCAUUUGUCUAAUUCACUGUAUUAUUGACUAGAAUUAUUGUACAGUGUUUUAACAAUUUCGUUUACCAGUUUAUUUGGGGAGGGGGGGGGGGAAUAAAUAAUUUACAUCUGAGCAGUUUUGUGUUGAUUCAUUACCUUUAAGCUAGGUUACGCAGGAAACAUGAAUAACAAGUUGAACCUUUACAUUUCUCACCUUGAUAAAUCUGUACUCACAGUGUUAAUGGUGCUUGUUAAAAAGCAAAUGAUAAUAUAAUUUUCAAAAUAAUGUCAGGUGGACGAACGAUAUUACUCUGCAUUGCUGGGCAUUUAGAUCAAGAGAUCAUCCUGCUAAAUAUCGCUGAAUAUCACAACUCGGCAGUAUUCUGUUAGGACUAUUGAGACAAUCUUAAUUUGAAGCUUUCGUGACUGCAGGAAUCCAUACUCUUUGGUCCUUUCGGUAAAGUCACGUAGCUAUUGAGACAAUCCCAUUUCGAGUGUUUAUUCCAUAUGAUAGAAAACUUACACACCCUGAAAAAAACAGUAGGAUAACGAGUCCACAAAUUGGGUUACCAGCCGAGGAGAUGGUUACCAAACCAUUUUCUGUACUCCAUUCCAUAAUGUGCCAACAUGGAAUAUUUGGAGCACUGAAGUAUGAUCAGGCAUCCAUGGGAGUGCAAGUGUCAAUUCCAUUCAAACUGGAUCCGUGGCAAAAGCAAAUGGUUUAGUUUUAAUUAGAUGUCUUCUUUGCCGUGUAAAUCUGUCAUACCUGCAGAUUAAUUUAAUCUCCCCUUGGAUGCUUGCAUUAUUUUUCAUCGUGCAUCCCUUCUGCCCAAGCUUACUGUUCGUGACAGUUUUUACGAUUAACCUGCAUAUCUGCUCGAAUCCGUGUUCCUUUUGCUGUCGCAAUGUAACUAAUAGCAGCCCUAGGUCCACACACUCUGCUGUCAUUUCCAGUCGUGUCUCUCUGACCAAUAUCUCCAAUUAUAAAGGGAAUUUGUAAAUGA
This is a messenger RNA of Lethenteron reissneri (Far Eastern brook lamprey), 4268 nucleotides long. RefSeq names its product ras-related protein Ral-A-like. Gene Ontology annotation, molecular function: GTP binding; GTPase activity. The record is from RefSeq and is a predicted model, not a curated record. NCBI's taxonomy places the organism in Eukaryota, Metazoa, Chordata, Hyperoartia, Petromyzontiformes, Petromyzontidae. Gene Ontology annotation, biological process: signal transduction. Gene Ontology annotation, cellular component: membrane.